AUGUCUGCAACAGGUACUGAAUCUUUCAUUGAUGAAUUCUCAAAACUUUCAGCAAUAUUUACACAUGACGUAAAAUUUUGCGUUUUAACUACUCAAAAAGCCAAAAAAAUUUAUAAAAAAUAUGCGCAAUUCCUUCCUCAGCUUUCAUUCUUCACUGAUGGCGAAAUUGCAUACUCAAUACCAUAUCCAACUACAGAAAUGGAGCUUAUUUACGCUGUUGGCAUAUAUUUGCGUAAAAAUACUCCAAUUUUCGAUGAUUCCAAGAAGCUUCUCAAUGCGAUACCAGAUACACAGUUUACAAUAAUAUCACCUACAUCUAUUCUUGAAGAUUCGCAAGCGCUUAUCAAUGAAAUACAAGAAAAUGUUGGAUCUUUUAACGUUUUCGGAGCAACAGAAAAUGUUUUCAAGGAUUUAGGCUUUUCUGAUGAUAAAGUUUGCUUGUAUCGUAGAAAAGAUAAGAAAAUAUUACAAAUAGAUAAUAUUUCAAAUAUUUUGGAGUUUACAGAGACAUCCUUCUAUCCUAAAGUAGAUAAACAUAUGGCAACAAUGUUCCAAGAUUUCGUUGGCCUCCUUUGUGUCAAUGAAACAGCCACAGAAGAACAAAAAAAUUUCAUUUCUGAUUUAGGAGACAAAUACAGAGAAAUUACAUUUGGAAUUAUCAAGGAUAGUGAGUUAGAAAACAUCCAUGCCAUGACUAAUGGUAAAACAAGGCAAUUACCGUGCUUCAUUUUGUAUAAUUGGUUUGAUUACAUUUUCUUCCCAGUCCAGUACAAUUUAAGUCACGUAGAAGGACUUAUUAAUAGAGUUUUAGAUGGCCAAGUUGAGCUAAACUUCCCUUCUGAGUCAAUUCCGAAAAAUCAAAGUAAAUUAUUAGCGACAAAAGUCGUUGGAAUGACAUACGAGUCAUUUGUUGAGGAUCCCAAUUAUGAUACAGUCAUUUUCUACAUCGGAGAAGAUGGAACUGGCAUAGAUUUCGCAAAUAAAUUUGCGAAAUUCCUUAACAACAACAAUGUUUCAGGAAUUAAGGUCGGAUAUAUAUUAACAGGCCUUAAUUCAUGCCCGAGAUUGUUCCCAAGGCUUGUUUUCGAGCCACAAGUCAAUUUCUUCCCUAAAAUCAAUAAAACUGAGAACCAUACACAUUUCGGAUCACUAACACCUUAUGGGUUACUUGAAGGAUUGAAGAGAGUCUCAUCUGAGAACAUUUCAUUAAAUAAUUCAAUUUUCAGUUAUUCACAAGAGAUCAAAUAUCUCAUAGACUUGGUCCAGGAAUGGCCAGAUCUCCUUCAAGAUGAUCAGCCAUUCGCAGAAGAAUUUAUGCUCCAUAGAGGUAGACAGCUCGGCCUCGGUGAUGAUUUAGAUACAAUUAUUACUUCUCUCGAAGACUCUGUUGAUAAUGUGAUCGCCGGAUUUGAUGAUUCAAAGUUUGUUUUAAAAGAAAUCGAAGAUGAUGACUAUAUGAAAGUAAUUAAAGGACAACAAGUAAGUGAUGAAGAAAAGAAGGAACACAACCACAAGAAACAUCAUCACAGACAUCAUUAA
Molecule: messenger RNA, 1539 nt
Organism: Trichomonas vaginalis G3
Lineage: Eukaryota; Parabasalia; Trichomonadida; Trichomonadidae
Product: protein disulfide isomerase family
Exons: 1
Coding region: 1-1539 (512 amino acids)
Source: RefSeq, a predicted model, not a curated record